AUGUUUAUAUUUUUUCUAUUAUUUCUUCAACUUUGCUCUGGUGAAUAUGUGGUCGAUGUAUCGAAAGCAUUUCAACAAUUCGAUGGAAUUGGAGCAAUUAGUGGCGGGGGAGCGACAUCCAAACUACUUUUUUCUUAUUUCCCGAAACGGGAGCAACGAGAAAAAAUAAUGGAAAUUCUAUUUAAUAAGAUAAAUGGGCUUCAAUUAUUGAAAGUUGAAAUGGGAGGAGACGAUCAAAGCACAGAAGGAUCCGAAUCUUCGCAUGAGAGCGAGAAAGACAUGUACAAUACGCAUACCUAUGAAUUUCGGCUGAUUGACGAAGCAAGAAAGGUGAAUAGCGAUUUGAAGAUAUGUGUUCUUCCGUGGACGUUUCCCGGAUGGCUUGGAAAAUCGCCGUAUGAAAAUGCCACGUUGACAAUUGAAUAUGUAUUGGAUUGGCUGAAAAUUGCACUAAAACUUUAUCAUAUUGACAUUUAUUGUGUUGGUAUUUGGAACGAACGCAAUUUUUCCGAGAACUAUACAAAAUUACUUCGAGAAGCGCUUGACAAAAAUGAUUUUCGAAAUGUGAAAAUUGUGGCGGGCGAAGGUUUUAAAAUGGAUGAAAGCUAUUCGAGACUCUUAAACGAGAAUUUCAAAAAUGUUUAUGACGUUAUUGGAACAUUUAUUUGGCAUUUGGUUUCCGCUUUUUAUCCGCAAAUUGCUUGGUAUCGAUGCGGUCUCGCUUAUUUGGAUGAACACAAAUUCAGAACCGAAGUCGCAUUUCAAGCUCUACAAUACACAACUGGACAUGCUAAGCCGGGUUGGAAGAUUUGCUCGAACGGGUAUGGAAGUGGGGAACUCGACAAUGGGGGAACUUAUGUUACCUACACAAAUGGUGAACAUUUCUCAAUAAUUAUUGAGACAAUGACAUAUGAAAGGUCAAAAUGCGAGUAUUACCCUGAUACACCGUACAAAAUCAAAGCGAGUCAGAAAAUCAAAUUCAAACUUCCCACUGGAUUUAAACAAUAUCGAGCACUGAAUGUUUCCUUCAACUACGAAUCGCCGUCUCAAAUUGCAAUAAUUGAUCGUACUGUGGAAUUAGAAGUUGGACAUAAUUCGAUUGGAGUUCUUACCACUUUGCCGAUAAUAAUUCCAAGAAUGUAUACAAGAAAUGUUAAACUUCCGGAAAAAUAUGAAGAUAACUUCGAAGAUUACGAAUACGGCGAUGAACCUCGGUAUUGGAUGCCCCAAAAAGGGGGAUGGGAAGUGCGUCGCGGAAGCGCAGUGCAAAAGACACUCCGACCGCCAAUCAGUUGGUGCACAUCCAACAUUUUAACACCAUACGCAGUGAUGAAGUUCCGAAAUACUCGAAACUUUCUAAAAGUCGCCGUCAAAAUUCCGCCGGAUUCGACGGCCAAUUCAACAAUUAUUGGACUCCAAAGCAGUUGCAGCGGAUGCGACAUUGAGAAAACGAAUUGUCGUGGAAUUUUCGCAGAAAUCAAUUUCAAUGAUUCCAUUCUACACGUUUUCGCCGAUUUCGUAACUCGAACGACAAUAGCCAAAAUUAAUUUGGAUCUAAAAAUCGAUGCGAAUAAAUUCCAUCAAUUCCAAAUAAGACUCGUCAAUCACAAGAAUAUUCAAAUCAAAUUCGACAACAUUCUACGUUCUUUCGAGAUUUCACAUUCAAUUUUAGAAAAGACAAAAAAUGAUUCCUUAUUCGUCAUCGGCACCGGAAAUUUCGGAAUUUCAAUUUGGGACGACAUCAAUGUUGCGUGA
This is a messenger RNA of Caenorhabditis bovis, 1755 nucleotides long. NCBI's taxonomy places the organism in Eukaryota, Metazoa, Nematoda, Chromadorea, Rhabditida, Rhabditidae. The record is from the annotation of a GenBank genome assembly.